Messenger RNA from Musca vetustissima, 1091 nucleotides. RefSeq lists its product as uncharacterized. Lineage: Eukaryota; Metazoa; Arthropoda; Insecta; Diptera; Muscidae. Gene Ontology annotation, biological process: trehalose biosynthetic process. The coding region runs from base 96 to 1091 and encodes 331 amino acids. Gene Ontology annotation, molecular function: trehalose-phosphatase activity. The record is from RefSeq and is a predicted model, not a curated record. The transcript is spliced from 4 exons.
GUUCAAAUAGCGUACGACAGACGUCGACAACUACGUUCGAUACCAUAGUAAAACGAUCGACGAGCCGGAGCAGCAUUUCAGUUUUAAAAGCAACAAUGAAUAAACGUGUGAUUUCCUCCUUACUCCUGCUACCGUUGUGGUCUAAUUUGGUUUUAGCCCAACGUCCUACCUCAACACUGACACCGCCGUCACUCACCGCCGGACCACAGCAACUUAAACUUCAACUACCUCUUUCAACGGAAAGUAUUAGCAGAAAUUUUUCCAGCAAAAUGCCAGAGAAACGUAUUGCCCCAACCAUUGAUACUGCCGCCGAUUUUGAAUUAAAAUUGCCCGGAUUUUUGAACAAAAACAAAACCUUGGCAUUGCUUUUGGAUUACGAUGGCACUCUCGCCCCCAUUGCUGAUAAUCCCAAGAAAACUGUUAUGCCCAUUGCCACCGAAGUUAUUCUGAAUAAACUGGCCAAACACCCCAAUGUUUUCUUAGCUGUCAUAUCUGGCCGUGGCAUUAAGGAUGUCCAAGGUCGUGUUGGCAUUAACGGCAUUAUGUAUGCCGGUAAUCAUGGCAUUGAAAUUGAAUCGGAAGAUGGCAGCCGUCACGAUUAUCAACUUCCUGCCGAGGUCCAGGAAAAUUAUACCCAUCUGGUUAAGGAGCUGCGGGCCAAUGUUGAAAAGAAUAACGCCUGGGUAGAAGACAAGCGUGUAUCGUUGACAUAUCACUAUCGUGAUACACCCGUCGAAAUCAAGGAAUCACAAAAACAAGUGGCCAUUAAAAUUAUUGAAGCCCACGGUUUCAGAGCCAAUCAAGCUCACGAAGCCAUUGAGGCCAAACCUCCAGUAAAUUGGCACAAGGGUGAGGCUGCCCUGUUCAUUUUGAAACACAAAUUUGGUGAAAAUUGGGCUGAUGAAAUUAAAGUGAUAUUUGCUGGUGACGACACCACCGAUGAAGACGCUAUGAGACUACUCCAAGGCCAAGGCAAAUCGUUCAGAGUAUCAACAGAUCCUGAAAUUCAAACCUUCGCCGAUUUUAGAUUGUCACGUCAGGAUUUGGUCAGUGAUUUAUUGAAAUGGAUUUCCGAUGCCUAUGGUGUCUAA